Molecule: messenger RNA, 3564 nt
Organism: Aspergillus alliaceus
Lineage: Eukaryota; Fungi; Ascomycota; Eurotiomycetes; Eurotiales; Aspergillaceae
Product: AMP-binding enzyme family protein
Exons: 2
Coding region: 1-3564 (1187 amino acids)
Biological process (GO): fatty acid metabolic process
Molecular function (GO): medium-chain fatty acid-CoA ligase activity
Source: RefSeq, a predicted model, not a curated record
AUGACACGCACGACCUCGGCAACUGGAGUGGCAGAAUCCCACGAUGGGAGAAAAUGGACUGUGGACAAAAGUCUCAUUUUGCUCCUCGACGAUGUUGCUGAGCGAUUUCCUCACCAGGAAGCCGUGGUAUCUCUCCAUCAACGAGACCGAUUCGGGCUCGGCGGUGAUGCUACCAAUGUUGACAAACCUCUUUGUUGGACAUACUCCCAAUUAAAAGCUGCAAGUGAAACCCUAGCAGCCUCUUUAUCGGCUCAAGGCGUCGCUCACGGGAGUCAAAUCAUUGCCAUCGUCUACAACGAGGCUGAGUGGGCGCUACUCUUCUGGGCAACAGCCCGGCUCUCUUGCCAAUUUGUACCAUUGGAUCCGCGACUGUUCAAUCAACAUGCAGACGCCGUUUAUCUACUGCGUAAAAUCAAUGCCGCUGCGAUAUUUGUGUCAGACAACAUCAUUUCCCAGCAGGUCGACGAAGCUCUAAAAUCUGUACCAACUCUCCAUCCGUCGAAGUGUAUCAUAAACUGCACAGACAGUGCCCCACCGAACGGAUGGACUACUUUAAGCAGGCAAAUGCUGGAGGGUUGUCUUGCUCUCCCUAUUUCCGACCCAAACCCCCGGCCAGAUUGCACCGUGCUAAUCCUAUUCACCAGCGGCACGGAAUCACUCCCCAAGGCGUGCCCCCAUACCACUAUCAGCAUCGGUACCCCGAGCCUAAUGCUGGUCGAUGAAUGGGGUUUAGGCCCAAGGGACAGCCUUUGUCAACACCUGCCGUGUUUCCAUAUCUUCAACAUUGUGGUAAGCCUCGCUUUCUGGCUCGCUGGUGGUACAGUCGUCUUUCCGAGCGCAUCGUUCAACCCGGCGGCCUCCCUAGAUACUUUCAGAAUACGCUCCCGAGUCCAUGUAGCCUGUGUUGCAACUAUGGUACAGGCCUUAAUCGCGCAUAUAAGGAGCUCCGGUUCCUAUUUUUGUUCCCCAUUCGCGGUAAUUCUGGGUGGAGCUCCUAUCACGCCUGAUAUCCUGGAUCUUAGCAAGUUGCUAGGUGCUAAGAGGAUUGUGGCAGGCUACGGUACGACGGAGGCCGUAGCGACGCUGAUGCGCUUGGUAAAUGCAGAAACCAUGGCGUCCACCGAGGGGGACGUAUGUCUUGGAAAGCCUCAGGCAGGAGCUUCGAUGCGAAUCUGUCAGCCUGGUAGCCGUAUUCCUAUUCGCUGUGGGCAGCUGGGUGAGUUGCACCAAGGAGGGCUUCCCCUGAUCAAAGGGUACUUAGGCUCGACUGCAGAGCAAUCGUCCAAUUUCUACGAGGAAGAUGGAAUAAAUUGGAUGGCAACCGGUGAUCAGGGAUACAUGGACGAUGAAGGACAAGUGUACCUUCUCGGUCGGUACAAAGAUCUUAUAAUCAGAGGUGGCGAGAACAUCUCUCCCGUCAAAAUCGAGCAAUGCAUAGGGAAACUCCCUGGGAUAAAAGCUGUGUAUGUCGUUGGAAUACCGGAUCCGAUUGCUGGUGAAGUGCCGAUUGCGGUGAUUAAGCAGGACGAGGACAAAAAUAGGGCUUCCGCUCUGGCUCUUCAGUCCAGCGUGGCGUCCCUGCUCGGGCAAUCGUUCUCGCCCACUCUCAUUCUAGACCUACAAAGAGACCUUGGGAUGGACAGCUAUCCGACAACUACAUCAGGGAAGGUCCGAAAGACUACCCUUCGUCAAUGGGUCGUAGAUUAUGUGGGAAAGCUAGAUGCUCCAAGGCCUUCAUCCUCGGACUUACCUACGGAGCUUACAGCGCUCUGGCUUGCGGUAAGUGGUCUAGGGCCACAGGAAGUUGACAUGGACACUCCGAUACUGGCUUUCGCGGACAGUAUCAUGAUAAUUCAGUUCCUGUACCUGGUGAACAAAAGGAAACUAGGUCGACUCACGCAGCAAGAUAUUAUGGGGGCGAAUACGAUUCGAAAGCAAGCCAAAUUACUCUCCAUCAGGAAAGAGCACAUUGGUGAGAUCUCUGGGAUGAAAUCUCCCCAGAAUGGUGCGCAAGGCAAUUUGAAAAAUGUGCUUGAACAUCACCGAGCCAAGGAAGUGGCCUCAUCUAUAUUGACACCAUUAGGAUUCGACUGGGAUGAUGUUGAGGAAGUCAUUCCAAUGACCGACUACGUCAAGCAUUUCUCAAGCGAUAGGUGUAGACCAAGCUCUUGGAACCUCCGGGCGGCGUUUGUCACGAAUAUCUCCAUAGAUGUGGCCGGUAUGGAGGCAGUAUUACGCCUUUGGCUUCAACGUCACCCGUUGUUGCGUGCAACAACUGCCAAAUUCAACGAAGAACUGGAGCUUUACCUAGUCAUGCGGUUGAGUCAACCGUGGUUGAGACUUCAAAUUAUCCAUGGUGGCGAGGUGGAGGAUGCUAAUGGUGUAGAAAUGUACGGACUGAACGACCCUGCCUUUGACUGGGUCAAUCAAUCUGUCGGGCCGCUCUUCAAGGCCACGAUUCUCCGUAUCCGGGACUCAUCGAAGGUUGGGCUGGUCCUGCACUUCCACCACGCCAUCUUCGAUGGCCUUACCCUCUUUUCUUGGGCCCGGGACUUAAAAGAGCUCCUCAGAAGUCAGGACCAGUGCCCGGUAUACUAUCUUCCCUACCGUGAUUUCGCAGAACAUUACCAACACUACCGAACCAGCGUAGCAGCUGAGAAGGCGGUCGACUUCCAUGUUCAAAGGCUUCGAGGCUUGUCACUGUCUUCAGAUUCAUUAUGGCCUCCACAGAAAGUACCAGGCUGGAUGAAAGGGGAUGCCCAGGGUUGGACUCCGCCGGAUCAUUGGGCUGGGGACCGUGUAUUACUGGAUGGUGAACAGAGCCGCGGAGCGCAAGGGAUCAAUCGCUCUAUUCACCUAUCGCAACUGUCCGAAAUGCGGAAGGCCUACGAGAUCACUCCUCCUACCAUCGCCAAAAGUGCCUGUGCAUUGGUUAAUUUGCACCUCACAGGACAAGAAGAAGCUCUCUUUACGGGCGUCGAUUCAGGCAGAUUUUGGCCCAUCCCGAAUGCCGACGUAAAUGCUAGUCCAUUCGAAAUCGAUGGGCCUACAAUGACCUUCUAUGCCAACCGCAUUCGCCUUCUGCCUGGUGAAACUGCUCACGACUUUCUGAAGAGAAUGCAACGAGAUCAAGGUGAGAUAUCAGUUCACGCACAUGCUCCCCUUGACACCAUAAAGGGUAAGCUCGAAGAGAUAGACAGCAGUACGGGACCGGCUGAUGUGGCGAUGUUGAACGACCUCUUCCACAGACAGACUUUUAACUGGCUCAUGCAGCAUUACACGGAAUCAGAUUCUGAUCCCAUUCGCCUCGUUCAAAGUGUAGGCAGGACUGACCUUGGAUUCAUGUGGUUUCCUUCUCUCCUACCAAAUGAUGUGUUGGAAUUGAAUGUCACCUGGGACGAUUCCCAACUGCGAUCGAAGGAGGUUUAUGAUGUCACGACGAAAUACAUGUGUGCUGUUGCAUGGCUGUCUGAUCCUGACAAUAUGAACAAGCCGGUCACGGAAUGCCAAUUCGAGGGGUGCGAUGGGAUUAGCUACUGGGUGUCCGACAAGUUUCAUCGGUAG